This is a messenger RNA of Rosa rugosa (rugosa rose), 2119 nucleotides long. RefSeq names its product ferric reduction oxidase 4-like. Lineage: Eukaryota; Viridiplantae; Streptophyta; Magnoliopsida; Rosales; Rosaceae. The transcript is spliced from 6 exons. Gene Ontology annotation, molecular function: oxidoreductase activity. The record is from RefSeq and is a predicted model, not a curated record. Bases 20 to 2110 code for a protein of 696 amino acids. Gene Ontology annotation, cellular component: plasma membrane.
UCUGAAACUAAACGGAUCAAUGAACAACAUGAUCAUCAGGUUGAUAUUGCUUCUGGUGUUUGUUGGAUGGCUCAUAGUUUGGAUUAUGGUGCCAACAAAAACUUACAAAUAUACUUGGAAACCCAACCUUGAAGCCAAUCUCACUUCAACUUAUUUUGGAGUGCAAGGGACAAAUCUGCUGCUUUUCGCUUUCCCAAUGAUGUUCGUAGCAGCCUUGAGCUGUGUUUAUCUUCAUCUAGUUCAGAAAAAAUCACAAAACUCCACCGAGAUCAGGUCGUCGGUUGCUGCUGGCUUCUGGAGACGUCCGGUGGUUGUAACGGCUCCUCUGGGGGUCGUCACGGCGAUGGAGCUAGGGUUUGGGGUGAUGUUUAUUUCACUCUUGGUUUGGUCUCUAGCUAACUACUUGAUUACCAGCUUCGGCAACCUCCAUAUGCAUAUGAAUAUGACUACGAUGAUGAACAUGGAUAAAGUAUGGCAAAGCAAGUUUCGAAGUGUAUCGUUGAGACUUGGGUACAUUGGGAACAUAUGCUGGGCGUUUCUCUUCUUUCCUGUGACUCGAAGCUCUUCGAUUUUACACGUGUUUGGGCUCACAUCGGAGUCGAGUAUAAAGUACCAUAUUUGGCUUGGCCAUCUCUCCAUGCUUCUAUUUGCUGUACACACCGUAGGCUUCAUCAUCUACUGGGGCAUGACUCAUCAAAUGGCUGAAAUGCUAGAAUGGAGCUCGACUUAUGUAUCAAACAUAGCUGGAGAGAUUGCAAUUGUAUUUGCAAUGGCAAUGUGGGUGACAAGCAUUCCUCGUGUUAGACGGAAAAUGUUUGAAGUAUUUUUCUAUACGCACCAGCUAUACCCACUCUAUAUCUUGUUCUACGUCUUACAUGUUGGUGCUUCCUACUUCUGUAUGAUCCUUCCCGGAAUCUUCCUCUUUGUCAUUGAUCGAUACUUGAGAUUUUUACAGUCUUCCCGACACGCUGCUUUAGUCUCAGCACGGGUUCUACCUUGUGAAACAAUUGAGCUCAACUUCUCCAAGAGCAAAGGAUUGGAUUAUAAUCCUACUAGCAUCUUGUUCGUCAAUGUGCCUAGCAUAUCAAAGUUGCAAUGGCACCCAUUUACAGUGAAUUCAAACUCUAACAUGGAGGCGGACAAAAUAAGUGUUGUGAUUAAGAGUUUAGGAAGUUGGUCUCAAAAGCUUUAUAAGCAACUGGCUUCUAAUUCGGUGGAGCAUAUCCAAGUUUCUGUUGAAGGACCUUAUGGACCUACUUCAUCUCAUUUUAUGAGGCACAAGGGUUUGGUGAUGGUAAGUGGAGGCAGUGGAAUUACUCCUAUGAUUUGCAUAAUCCGAGAAAUUAUUUUCCAAAGCACUAAACCCGACUGCCAUGUUCCAAGUGUACGGCUGAUUUGUGCAUUCAAGAACUCAGCUGAUCUCUCACUGCUGCAACUAUUGCUUCCACUUUCUGGCACGCCUUCUGACCUUACCCAGAUACAAUUGCAAAUAGAAGCCUAUGUUACAAGGGAGACAGAGCAGCAGCCUCCGUCUUCCCAAAAGCCAUCCCAAACUUUAUGGUUUAAGCCAAACCCAUUGGAUUUACCGAUUUCUGGUGUUCUUGGUCCAAAAAGUUGGUUAUGGCUUGCUGCUAUUAUCUCAUCCUCAUUUGUCUUAUUUCUCUUUGUUUUGGGCAUGGUCACUCGUUUCUAUAUAUACCCGAUUGACCACAACACUGGUGAUAGUUACCAUUACUCCUUCACUUGCCUUUGGUACAUGUUUUUGGUCUGUGCCUCCAUUUUUAUAGUCUCUAGUACAGUUUUCAUCUGGUGCAAGAACCAAAAUGCCAUGGAAAGAAAUCAAAUUCAGAAUGUAGAAGUACCCACAGAAACAAUUGAUGAUAGAGAACUUGAAAGCUUUCCCCUUCAUCAUGAGUCCCUGAUUGCUCAAGCUACCCAGGUGCAUUAUGGAACAAGGCCUGAUCUCAAGAAAAUUCUGUUGGAAACUAAAGGAUCUGAUAUCGGAGUGUUGGCUUGUGGCCCAAAGAAGAUGAGACAUGAGGUUGCCAAACUUUGUUCAUCCGGUUUGGCACAGAAUCUGCACUUUGAGUCUAUUAGCUUUAACUGGUGAUGCAUACAU